Messenger RNA from Mycena citricolor, 3804 nucleotides. The record is from the annotation of a GenBank genome assembly. NCBI's taxonomy places the organism in Eukaryota, Fungi, Basidiomycota, Agaricomycetes, Agaricales, Mycenaceae.
CUGGGUUGCUUCUUCCAACUUUCCCUUCUUGCUUUCGUCACUAACCAGUCCAGCCCUUGUCUCCGAAUACUUAUCUUGAGCUUUUGUGGCUUCAAAUCCCAUCUUUUCUGUCACUCACUCCUGGAAGCAAGGCCGACACAACAUUUUUGAUUGUCCACAACCCCACCUGUCUUUCUUUCUCUCCCUCACGAAUUCGUUCAUCUUCGCUUCCUCAAUAGACCCUUUGCUGAACAAUUCCGUAUUCCCGAGCAACACGAACUUUUAAGCGAGACUCGUGGCCCAUACGCUCUUUGUCUCGCUUACCGCCCACCCAUGACCCCGCCUUUAUGAAGGACCCAUCAGCAUCAGAUAGAACGCAAGGCCAAGUCCAUCAAAGCUAGCAAAGGGGGAUUAUGCAGCGCUCAUUCUCGUUUAUAUGCAAACAGAGGGCGCUUUCAACAGUGCACGCUCCACUUCCUUAUAUCUUCCGCACACCGAGGACUGGAGCGGCUGUUCUCGUUCCCCUCGCUCUCUGUCUGCUUGAUAUCGUCUGUGACGACUUACGACCUCGACUCGAACUUCGACGACCUUCGACACUCCCCUCAUGUCUUUCUUUCAAACACCGUUGACCGACUUCGAGCAGGCUCUCGAGUUUGAUCACAUCGACACCAUUGACAACAUCUGCUUCGAUUUCGAAUUCAAUGCGCCGAGUCUUUUGGAUCUCAGCCCCGCCAUUCUGGGCGCGAGUGUCGACGCGCUCUACGAUUCGAUGGUCCGACCCAGCUAUGUCCAACUGCCUCCUCGCAGCUUGUUGGCCGAGAAACAAAUGUAUGCUCUGCCCUACAGCCAUUUGAUGCAUUCCGAGCCACAGCCAACAAGUCUCGGCGGCUGGUUCGAGGAUCCGACGUGGGCCUUUCAGUCUGCGCCUCGUCUAGAGAACAGCAUGGGCCUGGAUUGGGAUAUCGCUGGGUGGAGGGCCCCUGGAGAUGCUGCCACGAGGCAAUCCGGCUGCAUAGAUCCCAGGGUGAUCAUGAUCCCUUCUCCUGCCAUGUUUUCCGCUGUCCCUGCUUACGUCGCUGCCCCUUGUUCUGAGCCGGAGGACGAGGCCGAGCCGUUCAAGCCGUCGAGCCCUGCCGUCUCAGACACGGAGACGCUUGCUCCAGAGGAAGAGUUGCGGAGCUACGACUCCGAUACUGCUGUCGAGGACAGUGACGACGAUGAGAAGACCACGUGCAAAGAUCCUGACUUUGUGUACAUGCCCAAGACCCCCAUCAGGUCGCGGAAACCUGUGCGCCAGUUCUCCCCGAGUCCAUCAAGGUCCGAAUCCGUGUAUCUGCCGACACCUCCUCCUCCUCCUCCUCCUCCUCCUCCUCGCCCGACCCAGAAGAAACUCAAGGCGAAUCGCGGGGCCCGGUCGUCCGGACCGUAUCCGAGGACGAAGAAGGACCUGUUCCUUGCUACCCCUGAAACCCCGAGCCCCAAGUCGGUCAGACGUCAGGGUGGCUUCAACUCAGCGCCCAUCCCUCACGCAGCUGUGGCCCGGAGCACGAUCCCCAUCCCUCCGGAAGCUGCCUUCGUCACGCCGUGCUUCCACUAUCUGUUCCGCCUCGGAUGUGUGCUGGCCGCGCCGCCCGCGAUGCCUUCUGGCGGCGGCGUCCCAGUUCCGUCGUCUGCGCAUGCUAUGACCUGCACCGUCGGCACCUGUCCGCAGCGCACCUCGAACUGUGCGGACAUGGCGCGGCACAUCACGACGCACUUCCGUGCGGAGGUGAGUGUUCCGUGUGCCGGGUGCCCGAUGCGCUUUGCACGCGAAGACAGCUACGUGCGCCAUCUGGGGAACAGCGCGGGAUGUCGCCGGCCCGAUCUGAUGCGCAGCUCUCUCUUGAGGGAGUUUGAACACAUGCCUCAGGUGAUUGCGCUGAGGAGACGCGCGGAGAACGAGGCUGCGCAGGUGGGGAAUGUCGCCAUGGGCAAAUUAAACAAAGAACUCGGAAACCUGUUCAAGAAAGUGCUCAGAGCGGAGACUUGAUUGACGAACUUGAUUGUAUCCUUCUCUAUGUGAUGGUCCACACUGUAUCCGUAGCCUCUUGUAUCUUAAUCACGCUAUCUUAAUUCAACAUCCGCUGUAUCUGUCGUGUCGCAAUGAUCUGGAGUACGCCACCGUCACGCGUCAUCCCGAAUGCGUUCCUCUCGGACGAGCUCUCGCCCUGGACGCGUCGUCAAGGCUCUCCGACGUGACUGAUCUUCGCCGGGUGCAGUGCGGACGUAUGGGAACAAGGCCGUGGUCCAGAGUAGACAAAGACAGGACAGCGCUUCGUAGCAUGCCUGUGGGAGUGUGACUCCGGACCCUCGAUAUAUCAGAACGCAGAGACUCUCCUCCGUCCGAUGCCCCUUCGACGCCAUUGACAUUCCUUCAUUCAUUGACCACCCGGGCCCCCUCCCCUCUCUUGCUGUUCUCUACGCUGUGCUACCAUUCCUGCCCCGAGAAGACAUGUCGAACACCACCUCAGUUGCAGCUGGAUUAGGGCCGGGACUCACAUACACGCCGAUCCUGUUCGGUGGGGCGCUGGCGCUCUUAUUGAGCGGCAUUGUCGCGGUCCAAUGUAUCAUCUUCUUCAAACUCUAUCCUGACGAGUCGCGGUGGAAGACGUGGAUGGUGCGGCUGGUUUGGAUAAUCGACAUCUCCCACACCACAUUCAUCCUCGUCGCGUUGUACGACUACUUUGUAAGGCAUUUCGGCGACACGUCGUUCACAGCGUGGAUCCCAUGGUCCAUCGCAUUCACGAUCCUGUUUACCACAAUACAGACAUGCAUAGUACACCUCUUCUACGCCGCCAAGAUAUACCGAUCGAGCGGGAAGAAUCUGUGGAUCACCGUUCCAAUCAUUACUCUGGCGUUGGCACGACAGAUUGCAGCCGUCGCUGCCACGUUCGAGAUGUUCCAUUACAGGAGGUGGCAGGCGUUCGGCGAUCCAGACCACCUGGGUCCCAGACUUCUGUUCACCAUCGGCCUCUCGCUCUCAGGAAUCACGGACGCGCUGAUCACAGUUUGCUUGUGUUACUAUCUGCGAAAGAUACGGAUCCUGUCUUCCUCUUCUGUAAUGAACGGUGUCCUGGAUACACUCACCUUGUAUACGCUCGAAAAUGGGCUGAUCACCUGUCUGAUGACGGUCGGCGCGCUUUGCUUCUGGCUGUUCAUCCCAGGAUCUGCACUGUCCCUCAGUCUGCACUUUGUAAUCGGGAAACUAUAUCCCAACUCACUGCUAGUCCUGCUCAACACGCGCAAGGAGCUCCGGGAGAUGCACGCGGGCGACCAAGGCAUCCACUUCGAGAUCGCACACGACCACCACCUCGCACACUACUACGCGCACUUCCCCCACCGCGCCCCGGCGAGCCACAAGCUCCAACGCAGCACAUCUGAGACGCCCCUCCCGGUCCACCACGCACACGCGACGUACCUCCCGAAGUUCAAGAUCCACCACCCCCAGCCGAAGCCGAAGGCGGUGACGCGGAGCGCGUCGCGGGCUACCCGGAAUCGGAACUCGGCGACGUUGACUGCUGUGUCGGGGGACGGCGCCGAGCCGACUUCGUUGCGCAAUGCGUCGCUCAACUGGCGGCAGCUUCCGUGAGCGAGCAUCAUUCGUUCGUUUUUCGGGAGAAGACGCCCUGGUCUCUAGGGAGCUACUUUUGUUUCUGACCACCUGUCCAUAUUAAUACUCACUGAUUUGGUGCGCUGCACUCCUUUCGUUACGGUAAAUCUAUCAUAGUGUGCCAUUUGUAUACUGUACUCUAGCAUAAACAUCCAUGAUCAUCUUCGGAGACCCGC